Colletotrichum lupini is the source of this 177-nucleotide messenger RNA. RefSeq lists its product as uncharacterized. Bases 1 to 177 code for a protein of 58 amino acids. The transcript is spliced from 2 exons. The record is from RefSeq and is a predicted model, not a curated record. NCBI's taxonomy places the organism in Eukaryota, Fungi, Ascomycota, Sordariomycetes, Glomerellales, Glomerellaceae.
AUGAAAGAAAGGACAAUCAACUUUAGGUGCCCCGGAAGUCACCUUAUGCGCGAAACUGUUACAGGUUGGAGGACCAUCCUAGGCAAGAACGGCGGCUGCGGCGCGUCUGUCGAACAAGUCUCGAAGCUCGAAAAGAAGGGAGCCAAGAUGCAGGUUGUGUCGCAGAUGGUCACCUAG